Molecule: messenger RNA, 2313 nt
Organism: Lasiosphaeria miniovina
Lineage: Eukaryota; Fungi; Ascomycota; Sordariomycetes; Sordariales; Lasiosphaeriaceae
Exons: 3
Source: RefSeq, a predicted model, not a curated record
GGCGGCGGUAGCGGCACCAGCAACGACAGCAGCAACGGCAACGGCAGUGGCAGUGGCAGUGGCAGUGGCAGUGGCAGUGGCAGUGGCAGUGGCAGUGGCAGCGGCAGCAGCAAGAAGGGCGGUAACAACAACGACAAUAGCGACAACAACGGUGAUAGCGGUGAUAACAGUGACGGCAAUGGCAGGGGGCGAGGAGGAAGAGGAAGAUUUGGGAACGGCAAUGGAAGAGGGGGGUCCAACAAGUCUGACAACUCCGACAACUCUGACAACUCCAACGAUUCGGGUAAUUCCAGCAACGGAGACGGUGCGGGCACGGACAAGAAAACGGGAGGAGGGAAGAAGGGCGACAGUAGCAGCAAAAAGACAAGCGACGACUCAUCGCCGUCCACAUCAUCUUCGACUGGACCAACCACGGCUACAGGCGCAGUAGCUGAGUCUACGGCGGUCAGCCCAGACGCAGUCGCAGCGGCGUCGCCUGCAGCUCCAAGCCCGCCGCCACCAGAGGCAAACCCUUCAAGCACCGCUUUAGACUCGUCGGCCACUGCGGGCUCUGCGCAAGCAACAGAUGCUAGUUCUGCCAAUACUUCUCCAAGCACAUCAACGUCGUCUCUCGGACCCAGCCCAACGGCUUUGUCGGACACAGCUCCAACACCUCUGGCGGCCUUCAACAGUACUGGGAUUAGCGACGACAAUCAAGAUAACGGAAGUGUCAACGGAGGCGGUAAUACCACUACCAUCGGCAGCAACAGUACCAGUACCGUGGAACCCCCGGCAGGACUUAAUCCGAUGGCCGAGCGUGCCCUAGUCUCGGCUGGCUCUAUAGGGGCUUUUAUUUUCGUGUGCUUUCUUGGCUGGAUUGUGUGGCGGACAACGCGAAAGUCAAAGGCAGAUGGCAGCAAAAGAACCAAGCAUUUUCGAAGAGUACUUCCAGCGAGCCUGACAGCCAAAGUUCCAUUCCUGAGAGGAAGAUGGCAGAAGUUGGACGACUCUAAACCUGUCCCCUCUUCGCCUCCCAGCUAUCGUGAGAAAGCCAGCGUUGUUGCAGUUGCCCCGCAGCUAGACGACUUCUACGGCAAAGAAAAGAUAAACAUGCAAAUGCCACCGAUGCCACAACAGCAGUCACAACAAUUACAGUGGCUAGCAAUGUCGGGAGCGCCUCAACUCCCCAUCCUGCCACCGACAACCUUGAACCCACAACUAAUCGAUUUAAAUGCUAUAUAUAACACAAGUAGUAAUGUGAAGACGGCAGACGCGGUCAGCAGCAUAUAUACGACCAACACCGCGACCUCUUUACACCAACCUCAAGAGUCAUUCAGCUCCACUGAUGCGGCACAGUUUGGGACCAUAUCGAGCGUGGCUGAUUCAAACACAAUGCGGUCGAGAAUGGGCCCGGCGGCGUAUUACAACCAAUCCGAGAUGGCACGCCAGCCCUCCGAGGCGUACGACCCGACCCGCCGGCAGACCAACCGGGCGAGCCAGUUAUCUUCUAUUUCGUCGGGUUUCGGCGAUGGCGACAUCAUUGUAGGGGCGCAGCUUAUCAAGCCACCACAGCCAGCGGUUACUACCGCCAAUGCUGCCGGCCGCUUCUCGUGGAUGUCGCAGACGACGAGCGGAAGAGAAACCGUGUAUACGCAAACAAGCGAGGACUCGCCGCCUCGGUUCCGGACGGUUACCUCGUGGGUUGACCAGCAAACAGGCCGCAUCAUACGUGUGCAGCAGCGCGAGAAUGACCUGGCGGCCGCGCCGCCCGUUCCGCAACUGCCGGGCCAUCCCGGUAUACCCGGCAUACAUAAUCCUCCCGACGAGCAAGUUUUUAAUAUGAUGAUGGACGAUGAGCCGCCUCGACGCGUCGAGGAUACUUUGACUAGGAUACCAUAGAGGAGUGGCCAUCCGAGGUCUCGCUGGGAUUUAGUGGGUCACGAUGAAUGAACUAGGGAUCCAAAGAAAAAAGUUUCUGCUUACUCUCCCCUUCGUGGUUGAGAUUUUUGGGGGGUGGUGUUAUUAUACACACCUGUCUUUUCUGGGAUACUGCAGCCAUCAGCUGUAUUUCUAUAUUUUCUUUUACGGAGGGCAUCUUCACCUAAGGUGUGUGCACCUGCCUCACUUGGGCCGCGCUAGCUGUCUGCUCCCGACCGGCAUUGCCAUCUCUCCACAGCCUGGUGCAACGAGAGAUUAUUUAGCAUGCCCUGUAUAAUUAUGAGAGCUGGCGCGCCUCACUUUGUCUAGGCCACGGACAGUUCUAUUCCCUCCGACUCUUGUAGUUGGGCGGAUAAAGGACGGAGGUCACCAUUUUGUUUGUCAGGGUCUACUCCU